Sinocyclocheilus rhinocerous is the source of this 2139-nucleotide messenger RNA. RefSeq names its product leucine-rich repeat-containing protein 3-like. Gene Ontology annotation, cellular component: plasma membrane. The record is from RefSeq and is a predicted model, not a curated record. Gene Ontology annotation, molecular function: protein binding. The coding region runs from base 569 to 1369 and encodes 266 amino acids. The transcript is spliced from 2 exons. Lineage: Eukaryota; Metazoa; Chordata; Actinopteri; Cypriniformes; Cyprinidae.
AUUCAAAAGAUUCAAAUAACUGGAAUGAAUCAAAAUCCCCACCACGAGCAGUCGGUGAGAUGCGGGUGGAGCGAGCGCACCAUCAGCCUCCGGAGCAGCGCGCAGGGCUCAGCAUCCAAUCAGCGCAAGGCGGAUGUCUUAUAGCUGCUGUGUGCUCUUCACUUUUACUCACUGCAAAGGCGACUGAUCCCACUGAACUAUCAACAAGUAUGUUUCCAGACUUGGCAGGAGGGAUGUUAAGUGAAUGGAGCCCUCUUCACAUCCUUCUUCUGCUUUUGGCUUCUAAUUAAAACUUGGCUGUAGAACAUUACCCUCUCAAAUGUUUAAUUGCCUUUCAGAUGUUGAUGGACUCAUUUGGAUUCUCUCCAGGACACUUACAAUGACUUCAAACACCUGCAAAUUGUAAAUCACUACUCCACAAGUGCUCACAGGGCGUUCAUAAGGAAAAACUCCCGCUGUUGGAAUGACACCGUGACCUGUAAUGUUUAUUCAUACAUUUUUCAAUAUGACUUGGAUUAACAAUGACUGCCAUUGAAGUGUAGAGCAUUCAGAAAGUAAGAAGCUGGACAUGACUUUCCCUGGAGGGGUUCAUGUGUCAAGGAAAGUCUUCAUCCCUCAUGGCUGUCCCCUUAUCUUGAGAUUAAUUUUAGCUGUGAUUUGUUUGAGUGCAAUGGGUUUUGCGUGUCCCAAGAGUUGCCACUGCUUCGAGAAGAAUGGCUUGACGGUAGUGCAGUGUUCCUCUCGCAACCUAGAAGAGAUUCCCUCCAACCUUCCUCACGAUACUGUGUCGCUUCUUCUGUCCUCCAAUCACAUCACCAAAAUCCCAAACCAGGCUUUUAAAAACCUUCCCUGGCUCCAAGAGCUGGACUUGUCAAGGAACGCCAUCGAAACCGUGGACGCUGGGGCUUUUCAAGGUGUCACGGAGAGCUUGCGUGCACUCGACCUAUCCCAUAAUCGCAUGCAAAGCGUCCCUAAGGAGGCCUUCGCUCGGCUGCAUGCCAAGAUCAGCCUGUCCAACAACCCGUGGCACUGUGAGUGCACCCUUCAGGAGGUGUUGCGCGAACUCAGGCUGGAUCCCGAGACUGUGAACGAGGUGAGCUGCCACACCUCUGUUCAGGAAGAGUACGCCGGCAAGCCUGUCAUCCAAGUCUUGGAUUCGGGCAUAAACUUUUGUAACUUCCACCAUAAGACUACAGAUGUGGCUAUGUUUGUCACCAUGUUUGGUUGGUUCACGAUGGUUAUCGCUUAUGUCAUCUAUUACGUACGGCAUAACCAGGAAGAUGCUAGGAGGCAUCUGGAGUACCUCAAGUCCCUGCCAAGUAGCUCCCAAAUUAGUAAGGACUUUGACACAAUCAGCACUGUUCUCUAGCAUCAGUCAAUGCAGUGUAGGAGUGAAUGUGUUUGGCACAUUGAUGAUGGCACAACAGCAAGCCUUAUAAGGGAGAGUGGGGUAAGAUGUGUCAUUUACUCAGUUUGUCCUCAAGGAAAGGAGAAACAAGGAAUCAUUGAGAAACCUGUAUUUGUAUGCACUUAAAAAAAUCAUUUGCUCGGCAAAAACCAAUUCCAAAGUCUUAUUUGCCCUGUACAUCAUUGACAUUUUCAUAUAGAAGAAAAAAGAUUUAAUUUUGAGAAUAUUUUAUUGUAAAUAUUUUCUAAUAAUAGUAUUUCGCACAAUUGGAACCGAAGCUUACCAAAUGCCAAACAUGCAUGAAAUUUAUCUUUUAUUUAUUUGCUUAGACAAUAAAUUGUCUGCUGCAGAAAAUAUAGUUUGACAGGCAAAAUGCCACUUUUUUAGAAUUAAAAACCACCUCUUAUUCAGUAUGCAGCUGCUUAUUGAGCUGAGUCCUUUUUAAAUAUUUGGUCCAGUUUGAUUGAUUAUAAAAAUGACACAUCUUGCCCUACUCCUCCCGAGUUCCAGUAUUAUUUGAUUUGAUUGUGAAUGUUUUUUCGUGGGUUUUCGCACAAUGAAUGUGUUGACAAUUGUUCUGUGAUGCAAUUCAGUGUUCCCAUUCACGUACCCUCAGUCGACCUACAUAAGUCCUGCAGUCUCUGUGGUGGCCGCUUUGUGCCUCACGACAGGAAGCUGCAGAAGCUCUGUUUUUUUCUGCAGGUGCUUAUCCCAUUAUUUCUUGAAUUGGU